Clarias gariepinus (North African catfish) is the source of this 3154-nucleotide messenger RNA. It is a transcript of the gene tbccd1, whose product is annotated as TBCC domain containing 1. NCBI's taxonomy places the organism in Eukaryota, Metazoa, Chordata, Actinopteri, Siluriformes, Clariidae. Bases 421 to 2163 code for a protein of 580 amino acids. Gene Ontology annotation, biological process: maintenance of centrosome location; maintenance of Golgi location. The transcript is spliced from 7 exons. Gene Ontology annotation, cellular component: spindle pole centrosome. The record is from RefSeq and is a predicted model, not a curated record.
CGAAGGAAGUGCUUGCUAACACUAAACGGAAAUAUCUUUUUAAAAGUGUUCUUUGAUACAAAUAGGCAGUAUUUUUUUGUGUGCAGGUUUAAGAUAAACUAAUACUUUAAAGUUUAUAGUUUUGCGGGAAAACACGUCAGUUUGUGUACAAAAAAUAAAAUAUAAUACAAAUAAACAGUGCGCGUUAGAAUUUCUGGCGCCAAAUAAAGAGCUGUGCAGGCAGGAGAGUGUAAUGUGUAACUAGCAGAUGUCGCACACACACCAAGUUACACUAAAGUCCGCCAUUUUCUCUUUUUUACUCCGCUAAUUUAAACAAAACAGUUGAUUAGAAAAGUCGCGCUGUUUAUUUAUUUUUUUUGUUAUGAAACGGAAGUGACUGCUGCCUGGGCUCCGAGCGGAGGGCGGCCGGAUGCAUAAAAAAUGGAGACCUGCUCGGCAAGCGUGUGGCCCCGUCUGGAGCCGUUCCUCCUGGGUGCGUUACAAGCCGCUCCUCCAGGCAAGCUGAGCAUGCACUACCUGCGCAAGAUGGCCUCCUACGUGCGCACACGUGACGGCUGCUUCCCACGCCUGGGCUGGCAUAUGUGGAGGCACAUUGCCUGUGGCAAGCUGCAGUUGCCUGAGGAGCUAGCCUGGCUCUACUUUGAGACGUUCGAUCUGCUGGUACCGCGCUCGGCCGAGGAGAAGCUUGAGCGGGCAGAGGCUCUGUCUCAAAGCCUGAACCCUCGUGAUCUUGACCGCCAGCGCAGCAAGCUGUCUGUGGACACAUUGCAGUUCCUGCUAUUUCUGUACCUCCAGCAGCUGAACCGCGUCUCCUUGCGGUCCUCUCUAAUUGGUGAAGAGUGGCCGAGUCCUCGCUCCCGCUCGCCGUCGUCCUCCUCUGAUAGGGAGGCCAAAACCAGCUCCCAAAACAAGAAUUGGGAUGACCAGGCACACGUCACUUUCAUACAGACUCACCUGGCUGAACUACUGGAGCUGCUGGCGGAUCCGGGUGAGCUGAGCGAGUCCGGUCAGGCACUGCGAGACAGUAGACUCUCAGCCGAGGCACUGCAGGCUCUCAGUGUGCUGCUGGAGGGCACGGUAAGCCAUGGACGCACUAUCCAUCCCCUUCAUCGACUACUGAGCUCUGCUCCUCUCCAGUCCAUGGCAGGGUACUCAAAACUCAGCCGCUCAUACUCAGUGCAGCAGCUGCAGAGCUGGCUGCGCCAAUCGCUCACACUCAACCCAUUCGGCAUGUCCACCUGUCUGCGCUCGGGCAAGAAGCUGGCCUGGGCUUUGCAAGUGGAAGGUGCUAUGAAGAGGGCCAAGAUAGCCAGGAACACCCACAUGGCCCCUCCAGGGAGCAGGGUGGUGCUGAUGUCCCAGGUUUACAAACAGACGCUGGCUAAAGACUCAGAGAAGCUGGCUGGCGCAAACGUCAAACUGCACCGCUGCAGCGAGGCGUUUAUCUACCUACUUUCACCCCUUAGGUCAGUGACGCUGGAUAAAUGUCGCGACAGCACUGUGGUACUGGGCCCGGUCGAGACCAGCGUGCACAUGCAGAGUUGCGAGAACGUGCGGCUGGUGUGUGUGGCCGGACAUCUGGCAGUGGGCGGCUCUACCUGCUGCACCGUUCAUGCUCUUACUCCCACUCGGCCGCUUUUACUGCCCGGUAACUCCAGCCUCACAUUGGGACCUUUCCACACGCACUACCCCAGCCUAGAGGACCACAUGGCCAGUGUGGGUUUAGCGGUCGUACCCAACGUCUGGGAUCAACCGCUGAUUUAUGCGCCGGAUGGUGCCGCACCAGAACCAGCCUGCUUCCGCAUCCUUCCCUCGGAACAGCUCUGCCCUAUGGUGGUACCGUUCCUCAUGGAGGGAGACACCUGUGAGGUGCCUGGGGGACUGCCAUCACUCUACCAGCAGGCCCUGGAGAAGCGUCAGCAACGGGUGCACAACUGGCAGAAGAUUGUGAAGGACGCUCACCUUAACAAGGAGCAGCGGCGAAAGUUCCAGGCUCUGGUAGAGCAGAAGUUUCACGAGUGGCUCCUGGAGACAGGACAGAGACAGGAGCUGGACAGCCUACUGCCUCCAACCGUCACACCUUCAAACCCUACAAACCAGUCCAACUCCACCCACAGCUCUGAACGUUCUGUACAGCACGCAAAAGCUCACAUGGUCUCCUGAGCACACACACACACUGUAACACACUGUAACAGACACUGAUGCACUUAAUUUAUUUGGUGUGGUUUACAUAGGCUUAGCAAUUCUCUUUGCUAGAGCAGACAAGCUUUUGUCGGAGCACUGAUCUCUGAACAGGUCUUCCUAACCCAAAGCUGAUCCAAGAUUGGCACUCAGGACUAGAUCAAGUUGUCUUAAAAAGAUAUGUUGAAGUAGAUGCCUUGUACUAUUUGUAUAGUUAUAGAAUUAUAUGCUGGAUACAUACUGCAGAACAAGCCUCAUCCCUCACAAGCAGAAUUGCUUUUUAGUUAUUUCAUUAGGUGUGAGUGUGACAGUUAAGGUACUAGAGUGUCAUGAUCACCCCCGAGAGGAUGGCUGCCUUGUUACUGUGGCACGUAUGAAGGAAAGAGUAAGGGACUGUUCUGUUGUGUGAAAGAAUUAAACAGAAUAGAGUUCUGCUACAUAAGAGAUAAUGCAUUAUUGUAAUUAUUGUAAAUAUGAGCACUGGUGUAAGAGUAAACUCGGGGUGUAGAUUAUCUAAGUGAGAACAAAUUUACUUUGCUGUCCAUAAACACAAAGUUCUCUACUUGGCAGCCAGUAUGACGGUGAAUGUGGUGUUUUUUUUUUUUUCUGCUGUAACAUUCAACAUUGAUUUCCCAGCCCAAAGGGGAAGCAAUAAAAUGUAUAAUUCAAAAGAACUCUACAACAGAAAACUGGGAAACAUUGCUCCAGAUUUAUUAUUAAAUUUAAUUUCUUUGUACUGUAAGUUCAAAACAACAAGCAAUACCACAUUCGUCUCUAGAUUCUUCUAUAGGAACUCACUUUUGGCUGUCAUGUAUCUUGUUUCCUUUUUCCGUUAUGAAGUGUAUGAGCAAAUCUAGAGAAUGUUUUCUUUUCUUUUUUAAUAAAAGUAGGAAUAUGAGGAUAGUUUGGUAUUAUGUUUAGAUUUAGGUAACCGAUAUUAUUUAAAAUCAAUAAAAAAAUGUCUUUGCAUACA